Messenger RNA from Neoarthrinium moseri, 1533 nucleotides. RefSeq lists its product as uncharacterized. NCBI's taxonomy places the organism in Eukaryota, Fungi, Ascomycota, Sordariomycetes, Amphisphaeriales, Apiosporaceae. The transcript has 6 exons. The record is from RefSeq and is a predicted model, not a curated record. The annotation marks the transcript as partial. Gene Ontology annotation, molecular function: heme binding; iron ion binding; monooxygenase activity.
AUGGCUCAAUCUAGUCCAAUACUGUCACAGCUCUCUGCCACAGUUGCUGCUGGCACAAUCUUGGUGUCUUUGAUAUCGUACAUAGCGGCUAGGCUCCUUUACAAUAUAUACUUUCACCCUUUGGCACAGUUUCCAGGUCCUUGGUAUGCCACCGCGACCUCCCUGACAGAUGCGAUCAUUUCGCUUCGCAAAGCUGAGCCUGCAUGGCUCCUCGGGCUGACCAAGAAAUACGGCACUGAUAGACCGAUUCGUAUUGCACCCAGAACUUUGCUUUUCGCUUCCUCGUCAUCGCUGAAAGAUAUCUACUGGGACGCGAGAAUGAAUUUCAAAUCCGAGCUCUAUGGUACUGGUGCUCUUGGACCCCCAUCACUUUUUGAUACACGUGAUGGUAAAAUUCAUCAACAGCUACGUAAAGCGUUAGGGGGUAACCAGUGGUCCAUUGGCUCUCUCAAAAACUUUUGGGAACCGAAGUUUGACCAGCACAUCAGUCUGUUCCUCCAAAAGAUGACAGAUAUUGCCAAUGCGAAACAGGAGACAAUAUUGUCUGACAGAGUGGCUGAGUUUGCUGCCGAUAUCAUGACAAUGGUGUCAUUCUCUGAACCAUGGGGCUUCGUCAGACAUGGGCGCGACGAGCGAGGGAUACUCCAUUCCUGGCGGCUUGGUCUUCCGUUCUUUGGCCUUGUUGGACGAUGGAGAUGGUUCCGUCAGAACAUUAUCGCGAAUCCUAAUCUGGCACACUAUCUCCUACCUGCAAUGAGUGACAAGCAGGGUAUGGGCUACCUAUACGCCCAAGCUAACAGGGAAGUUGACCAUAGAGAGAUGAGAAUGAAGGCGGAGGGAGAAUCGUUCUACAUGGAAAGACCAGACUUUCUACAACAUUGCCUUGACGCCCGUCACCCGUUGACCGGAUUGCCCCUGACUGCUGUCCAGAAGAGGGCUCACGUGACACUACUGAUCCAAGCUGGCGCUGAUACAACCGCUACUGCUCUUGGGAGUACACUUCGCUUUCUUCUAUUGAACCCUCGGAUAUUGAGGAAAGCACAGGAGGAGAUCGGAAUGGCAGAUCGAGAAGGGAAGCUUAGCAACCCCAUUGCUUACGAAGAAUCACGCCGACUUCUGCCUUAUAUGGGUGCAUGUAUAAAGGAAGCACUACGACUCAACCCGCCGGCUCCGAAUCAGUUCGGUCGGGUCACUCCGGAAGGCGGCAAGACGAUUGAUGGUCAUCGAAUCCCCCCGCUUGUCGACGUGACCACAGUUUCAUAUAUCGUUCAGAGAGAUCCAAAGCUGUAUGCUCCUGAUCCGGAGUCAUACCGGCCAGAACGUUGGAUCGACGCGGAAGCUGUGAAGCUAGCCGAAAUGGAAUCUAGCCAAUUCGUGUUCGGCAUGGGACCACGAGUGUGUCUCGGCAAGGAUAUUGCGAUAAUGGAAUUAUGGAAGCUUCUUCCAGAGAUAAUCCGCAAUUUUGAAUUCGAGCUCCUUGACAUUGGCAGGUAUAUUGUGGCAGGGGGUGUUGCAUAUAACUAUGGUUUGAAG